Molecule: messenger RNA, 4510 nt
Organism: Oncorhynchus kisutch (coho salmon)
Lineage: Eukaryota; Metazoa; Chordata; Actinopteri; Salmoniformes; Salmonidae
Product: serine/arginine-rich splicing factor 11
Exons: 12
Coding region: 2711-3751 (346 amino acids)
Cellular component (GO): nucleoplasm
Molecular function (GO): RNA binding
Source: RefSeq, a predicted model, not a curated record
ACAAUGCGCAUGCGCUGUUUUGUGUAUUCAAGCUAAACAACAUGGCGGCGAAACGAAUCGAGAUCUUUAUUUGAGUUUAUAAAACGCCUUCGACGAGGAUAGCAACUAAUUGGCUAUAUGUAUACAAUAAUACUUCUGAAAUAGAGAGGUAAUUGUUUAUAUAUAUAUUUGUUUUUAGUAUUUUGUGAAAACAUGAAUUGUACCACGAACGUAGUGCAGGUGACGAACGUGUCGCCAAGCACAACAUCCGAGCAGAUGCGAAUGCUGUUCGGGUUUCUUGGAACCAUUGAAGAACUCAAAUUGUUUCCACCAGAUGAGUCGCCUCUGCCAGUGACGUCGCGUGUGUGUUUUGUGAAGUUCAAAGAGUCCGAGUCCGUGGGGGUGUCUCAACAUCUGACCAACACAGUCUUCGUGGACAGGGCGCUGAUCGUCGUCCCUUUUGCCGAAGGUUGGUGAUUUGUUCUUCCCUUUCUGUAUGAAUGAUCCUUGAUUGUAUAAUGUAGUGAUGAGAGAGUGACGCCUGACGCCCCCAUUGAUUUCAGGAUGGAGUGAUAUGAGCCUGUGGCUUGAUCCACUGUUAAGAGUGUAUCCUAACUAUUUCAGAUUAUAUCAGUUUCACUUGCUUUGGCAAUGUAAACAUAUGUUUCCCAUGCCAAUAAACCCCAUUGAAUUGAAUAGUAACCAUUUUUGAUCUGACAAGCCUAUCUGAUUCUGUGAUCAAUGAUGUCAUGCCACUCUUUCUGUCCUAUCUUGUACGACCCCUCUGCUAAUUGCAAGGAGAGAGGUGUCUAUACCAGCUCUCACAACCCAGACCCUUGGUAUACUGUGGAACUAAAGACCAUACCUAUAACCAUACACGUAUGUCUUGUAUAAAGUUUCUGCCACACUGUAAGGUCAUAAUGUCUUCCAUGAUGCAUUGGACUUGGUAGACACUAAACAACACAGAUGACCUUGAGUAGUCUGUAGUAGUCUCCAGAGCCAAUUCUUUGUCCUCCUCCACCAGUAAGCACAGUAUACCAAGGUCUGCUUUAGGGACUGGGACUUGCUCCGACUGAGAGGGCUGAACAAGCCCAGACCCAUGGGCAGACAGACGCACCUCCUCCAAAGAAAGCAGAGAUGAACUUACAUGUGUAUAAAAACUUAACCAUGCUUUUUAUUUUCUCCCCCAUAUUGGACUAUCCUCUAUUAAACUUCUCUCUGUUAUUUGUGUGUGUGAUUUGUUGUAGUGGAGAAGGCAAAAGCAGAGCCCCCUCCUUGAUGGCUGAAAGUGGUCCUCUGCCUGCCAACAGGGGAUUGUAGGCAUUUACAAAAGGCCAGCAAGCGUUCAAGCAGCCCCCCCAGACCCUUCUCUUUCUCUUUUUUCCUGUGUCCUUUCUUCUCUUUCUCUCUCAUUUUCUCUUCUUUAGGGUAUUUUAGUUUAAAUUGAAUGCAGUAGCAUAUAUACUACUGUUAAUACUAUAAUGCAUAUCACAUGUAUUACACAAAUAUUUCUUGACUGCUCACAAGUACAUAUUUAUCAAAACAGGUGUGUUAAUAAUCUGACCUGUAUAAUGUCCAAUCUGGUUUUCUCAUUGGAUCCAAGUGGUAAGAAAGUUAACCAUAGCAGAGUAACAGAACAGUAAACUAUACACUUCUCAAUAACACAGCUAUUGGUAUACCUGCAUUUCAUAUUUUUUCACCUUUAGCGUUAAGGCACUUCCUGGUUUGGGGAAUUGGGUGACCAAUGGUAUCCAAUUUAAAUUUAGCAAGAAAUUACAUGCACUCACUCACCACUCUGUCCCUGAAAUUGGCGGAUUAAAAUAGCAAAUCUCUGUGUUUUCUAUGUUGUACUUUAAGGUUCCUGACUGUAUCUAGUUGUUAAUUGUCUUAGAUAUCCACCCCACAUGGCAAUGGCAACUGGUUCAGUGCUCUCUCUUUAACAGUGGUCUUUCUUUUUUGUUGUUGUGUUUUACAGUUCUUUUUCCUGGCUCAGCCAGUCCUGUAUACCAGGCCCCGCUGAAAAUACCACCCAACCGUUUUGUCUCCUGCAGCUAAAUUCUCUCCCCCGUGUGCCCUUUUUAAAUGUUGUUUGUGAGUGUGUUUGUGUGUCUUCUGUAAAAAAAAAAAAUGUUAUUUUUGCUAUUGUAUCUUGAUUAAGAUAUUGUAUGUUUUCUUUUUUUAGGUAGCAAUGGCAACAUUGAGAUCUGAAACCAUAGUUUUUUUUUCUGAUCACUAUGUUAGGCAAACAAGCUAAUCUAAUGUUGCCAAGUUGAUUUUACACUUAAAUAAAAGGCAUUGGUUCAUUUGUUGCAUAUUUAAUGCAGUGACAGGUAAGGUUCUUGGGAGCGUAGAUAUCACCUACCCAAAAUGUGAAUGCUAGCUGGGUUUUUUUUCCUACUUAUAACUGUAUUGCUGGUAAGUAGUAGAAAAUGUCAGUAAUCAUUGUUGACCUCCAACUCUCUGAAAUUCUUUUUGUUUUGUGUAUCUCGAUUUUUCUCUGUGUGCUCCUUAGUAGUGAAGCCGCCAACGUGAGUCGCUUGUUCAAUCUAUAUGAAAAUUGAGAGCACACCCCACUGGAGAAGCCGCUGUGCUAGCUAACGUUUGGUUCAUGACUUAAAAAACACGUUCAGGCGUUAUCCCGGAGGAGGCUAAAGCUUUGUCACUGCUGGCGCCAGCAAAUGCUGUUGCAGGGAUUCUGCCCGGAGGAGGCCUCCUUCCAACACCAAACCCCAUGUCUAAUCCACAGAUGGGUGGCAAUCCUUUCGGCGGUCCCUCCUUGGAAGCGAUGGCAGCGUUCGGGUUUCCAAACCCCAAUAUGAAUAUGAACCCCCAGUCAUUUCCCACUGACCAGCUUCUGAAGUUUAUGUCGCAGGUGGAUCCAAAAAUGAACCACAUGGGUGUAGGGAUGAACAUGAACAUCAACAUGAAUCCGGGCCUGAAGGCAGACUCCUCCAACAAAGAGAUAGAAGAGGCCAUGAAGAGGGUCAGAGAGGCUCAGUCACUCAUCUCUGCUGCCAUCGAGCCUGGGAACAAGGAGAGCAAGAGGAAGCACUCGCGUUCCAGGUCUAGGUCUAGACGCAGAAGGUCCCGUUCUCGCUCCAGACACAGGCGUUCAAAGAGCAGGUCAAGGCGACGCUCGCACUCCAGGAACAGGAGGCGCUCCAAGAGCCCCCGAAGGAGGAGUGGGAGGUCCCACUCCAAAGACCGGAGCAGACCAUCACCAAGCAAGUCCAGGGAUAGGAAGAAGGAGGAGCGGGAUAAAAAGCGCUCCAAAACACCUCCGAAAAGCUACAGUACUGCCAGGAGGUCUCGCAGUAUCGAUCGAAAGCGGAGAAGGACUCGCAGUGCCAGCCGAUCUCCUAAGAAAUCCCCCAAGAGGAAAGUCUCCAGGACUCCCUCUCCUAGAAGACAUAAGAAGGAGAAGAAGAGGGACAAGGAAAGAGAGAAGGACCGUGAGCGCAGGAGUGAUAAAGACCGCAGUCGGGAUGAAAGGAAGGAAAAGAAAGAAAGGAGUAAAGACAAAGAAAAGGAAAGGGAGAAAACUGACGGGGAGAAAGGAGAUGGAAAGACGUCUUUGCAGGUCACCAGAGACUAUGAUGAGGAAGAGCAGGGCUACGACAGUGAGAAGGAGAGGGAGAGGCUGGACAAGAAAGAGUCCGACCAGGACUCCGGAGCCCAGUCUCCUCACUCGGUGGAAGGCAAUGGCACUGGGCUUUCCAAAGUCAACGGAGACGACCACCGUGAAGAAGACGACAUGGAUGUCAGUGAUUGAGUCACCCAAUAAUAGAGACCGAUGUAUAGACCUCUAUGUACCCAACCCUCCAUUGUACCAAAACCUCCAUGCCCCACCGAGCUUACUGUAUUUGGGCUUCAUUCAACUCGAUCCUUCUUUAUCUCAGUUCAAUUGUUAGUUUUCCUUUUGGAUUGACGAGACAAAAUCGAUCAAGUAGAAGACGAACCGAAAGAUUAACCUGAAGAUUUUUCUGUUUUGUCAUUUUGUGUAUGUAUUAUAAUGAUUUGGUCCUAUUUUGAUGGUGAAAAUGUGAAAAGGGUUGGUUGAAACUUUUAUUGCUGUAAUUUGAUAGUGGAUUCUAUUUGGCAAAGUGUGCGACUUGAUUUUCUUUUUUCAAGCAGAGCUUUGAUGAUGAUGAUGAUAAUGGCUUUUGUGUAUUUUUUUGUUGUUUAAAUCUAGUUUCUACACAUUGCUAGGAGCGGAAGCAGCCAGUUACACUGCUUAACAAGUUCACCGUAUGUCCAUUUUCAUCAGACAACAUGGCUGCUACAUAGAACAGUGCUGUGGACUUAGCUUUUUAUUAUUGAGCUUCUGUACGGAAGUCGCCUCAAUAAAUUCACCAUCUAUUUUCUGUCACUCCUAUACGUGGUAUAUUGUGUUUAUAUCCCAUCCGUUAUUAUACGGAAGAUGUAUACUUAUACUGGGUCUUGUGGCGCCAAAAUAAUCUGUCCUAUCUCUCACCUAUUCACAAUACCCAGUAGAUCUGAUGCUCGUUGUAAUUCUUAAAGUUUGUAUUGU